Molecule: messenger RNA, 3147 nt
Organism: Meyerozyma guilliermondii ATCC 6260
Lineage: Eukaryota; Fungi; Ascomycota; Pichiomycetes; Serinales; Debaryomycetaceae
Exons: 1
Coding region: 1-3147 (1048 amino acids)
Cellular component (GO): microtubule organizing center
Source: RefSeq, a predicted model, not a curated record
AUGUUUACUACGAAAAAUCUCAUAGGAACACCCCAAAGGGGACCUCGUUCCUACGAGUUUACCCCCAUAGGAGCAUCGCGGAGAACAAACCAGGAACCAGAAGAUAAUAUAAACCAAAAUAUGACCACUCGCGCUUCGCUCAGACGCACAAACGAACCUUCAAACAACAUUAAAAACCCGUUAAAAGUUGACCAAUCCUUUCUAGAGUCGUUUGAGACGACCAGCGUACUCGGGUCAAGCAACAUAAAUACGCCCUUGGUACCCCUACGCGAGAAAAGAGCGCCAACAGUCGAUGUUCUCAAGCCUCAAAAUAACAUUCUCAGUAAUGGGGCAACAAUUCGUGACCAACAACAAGAAAACAAACGCCUUGAGACCGAAAAUUACAAUCUUAAGAUCAAAUUAGCGACAUUCACCAGAUUUUUCGACCUGUCGCCGGAAGACCAGCGUAAACUUCUCACUGAAAACGUCGACUUGAAGCAGCAGUUGAUGGAGAAAGUACACGAGAUCGAUGUUCUCCGCGCAGAAAUGGCAAAGAUACACGAGGACAAAGAAAAUACACUUGUUUCAGCUCUGCCUGGGCCCAAUUACAGCUUCAUGAUUGCGGAGAGAGACGACACAAUUCGCAAACUCAAGGAUGUCAUAGACAAAAACAACAACGAACUACAGACCCUCAGAGCACAGGUCGCAAUCGCAAACCGCAACUCCCUGAGAUCUCCAUCAGACGACUUGUAUGGCAAGUUGGAGUAUAUCCAGAACGAGAACCAGAGCCUCAGGCGCCAAUUACAGACACUACAAGACCAAUUAAUACAAUCACAGAACGACGACAGCCCAAGCAGAAACUUGGACAACAUGAGGAAGAGAAUACAAGAAGUAGACAACGAGGCCAUUUUGUGGAAAGAGAGAUUCGAGAACCUCUCUGCAAAGUUGCGAGCCGAGGAGGCAGACAAAUACUCAAAGCAAGACAUGGAGAAGGCAUGGCACGAGGUCGAACAGGCACAGAAAGCUUACCAGAGCAUUCGAUCCGAGCUCGAGGCGACACAAACAGAACUUCGCCUUGCUCGUAGUGAGUAUUCCACUGCUAACAACAAGUCCGAGACCAUACUGGAAGAGAUGAAUUCACUCAAAUCGCAAAUUAGAAGGCUUGAGCAUGAAACGAGUUCACUUCAGAGUUCACUUUCAGCAAAGAAUAAUGAGCUUAAAAGCCUCCAGUUAGAGCGUGAGGGAGACAAGCAGGCGAUAAUCCGACUCCAAAACAGACUAGAGACUCUCAAUGAGGAUCUUCAGGACAAGGAGAAACAGGAGUAUUCUCUUAAAAAACAAAUCAAUUCGCUAAUCAAUGAAAGAGACAACAAAAGCAACGACACAAAAGCCUUCCAUCACCAAUACGAGUCAAUGAAAGAACGAGAAAGGGAUUUAGCUGCAAGAAAUAAAGAUUUACAGUUGGAACUCGAGAAAGUCAAAGAUCAGGUGUAUCUGGCCACUAGCAAUUAUUCAACCAACGAUGAGCGCCUUAAUGAUGCAUACGAUGAAAUUAAAGAAUUGAAAGACAAGCUCGACUUUUUUGAAGGUGAAUAUGAACAGCUAGAGAAAGUGCUUCGUGACACUGAGCAGGAAGGCGAUACUCUCAAGAGCCAGCUCAAUAAAACCAAGUUCACGGUCGCUGAUUUGGAAGAUAGUAACCAAUACUUGAAAAAGAAAUUAGAAGCAUCUGAAAGUCAAAUCAAUGAAUUGGAAGCCAGCAUAGACAGGUUGAAGUCUCAAGCGACUCCAACGGCGGGAACAAGUGCUAUUGAUCAGUUGGAUAAGUAUAGCGCUCGCCGUCUUGAAGAGGAGAAAAUCGAAUUGUUGGACGAAAUCGAUACACUCAAGUAUGAACUUUCACGCGUGAGAUUUGAGUUGAACCAAGAAAGAACUCUGAAGAGCAUGGAAUCCAACCGUGAGCAUGAAACGUUCGAAAUACGUCGCCUUACAUCGGAACGUAACCAGUUGCAAAAUAGGCUCGAGGAGAAAUCCCUUCAAGCGUCUGAACUCGAAGCGAAAUGCAGAAGGUUGACCCUUGAUCUCAGUGACAAAGAAAAAGCUAUUGAAACACUUGAGAGCCAUAUAAGAGAUUCCAACAGACACAAAAAGUUGGACAUGUUUGUGGAAGAUGAAGAGAGAACGCAAUUCUUGAAAGAGAAAGCGUCAAACGAAUCACAAAUAAGAUUGUUGCGCCAUCAGAAUGAGAAUUUACAGAAGGAAUUGGACUCUCAAAUUGCAUAUUACAAGAGUAAAGUUGACGAUUUAAUGCAAUCUUUCGGAAAGCACACAGGAAAUGAGAACCUUGUGUCCAACUCUAUGGUUGCUUUGCUAGAGGAGCAAGUUGAUGAAGCACAAAAAACAAAGCACGAGCUUUCAUUCAAGCUAGCAGAAGCGAAUAGUAGGAUUGACGAACUCCAGGAAUCCUCCAGGCAAGCAGAAGCUAAACUGAAUAGCAAUGCCACACAGAGCAAAGAGUUACAAGACUUGAAUGCGGCACUUGAGAGUAGUGAAAAGUUACUCAAGACUGAAAAUAGUCAGUUGAAGGACAAGACGAAGAGACUUUCUGAAGAGGUUGAUAGAGUAACUCGACACUGUGAGAAGCUUGCGAGCAAGCUCAGAGAACUCAAAGAUCGAGAACUCGAGCGCGAGGAAACUGUUGACCAGCGUUUGGCGAAGUCUGUUGAGGAGAUCAGCAAGUACAAGCAAAACAAUAGAAGUUUGCAACGUAAGAUCGAUGAUUUAAGUGAGCGUCUCAAUGUCACUCAGCUAGAUACUUCUCGCAAAACCAAGAACCAAUUCGACCUCCUCCAGAACGAGCUCCAAUUUUACCGGGCAAAAUUGUACGAUAUGAAUCUCCGAGCCAACGAUCUCAGUCUUGUGAACUCCUUCGUCAGCAAGGCGGUCAACAAUUCCGACAAGCAAAUCAAAGACCAGCUUGUCAAACUCAACAGCGUUACCGGAUUCCCCAAACGAAGUGCAGAGCCACAGAAACUCACGUUUGCUAUAGUAGCCAAGUUUGUGUUGGCGUCGGUCAGAAUCAAGAGACGGUUUGAGAAAUCAACCCAGAGGCAAGAGCGACUUCAAGAGUUGCGGAGCCAAAUAGAGAAACAAAGGUACUUUGUUUAG